This is a messenger RNA of Solea solea (common sole), 7627 nucleotides long. It is a transcript of the gene myo10, whose product is annotated as myosin X. Bases 444 to 6704 code for a protein of 2086 amino acids. Gene Ontology annotation, cellular component: cytoskeleton; myosin complex. The transcript is spliced from 41 exons. Gene Ontology annotation, molecular function: ATP binding; protein binding; cytoskeletal motor activity. Gene Ontology annotation, biological process: signal transduction. NCBI's taxonomy places the organism in Eukaryota, Metazoa, Chordata, Actinopteri, Pleuronectiformes, Soleidae. The record is from RefSeq and is a predicted model, not a curated record.
UGAGUGAGAGAGUGAACGCGCUCCUCAGUAGUUCACCGGCCGCACUGACGGUGUUACUUUGUACCGUUUGGCUGAGGAUCAAAGGAAACACGAGCACGGAUUAUAACGCACGGCGGAGACACGAGGACAUCAGAGACAUCAGGGACAGACAGAGACAGACAGAGACAUCAGGGACAGACAGAGACAUCAGGGACAGACAGAGACGGGAGGAGAAAAUGUCGGUCUGAAGAACUGUGUGUGUGUGUUGAUGUGUGUGUGUGUGUGAGUGAAACAAAGAUCUACUGUAACUUCAUCAUAUUCAACAAUGAGCCGCUAACCCUGGAAUAUCAGUGUGAACACAUGAACUCAUGAACACAUGAGUGCCGCUGACGCUUCACACGCUGUGAAGAAGAAAGAGAAGAAGAAGAGGAGGAAGAAUCCUCAGGGAUUAAAGUGACGAGGAGAUGGAUAACUUCUUCACUGAGGGUGAGCGGGUUUGGUUACGGGAGGACGAGCAGUAUCUUCCCAGCACCGUGUCCUCCUGCUCUGGAGGAGUUGUCGUCUUCGCCACGGACUACGGCCAGGUGUACACGUACAAACAGAAUGCUCUCACCAGGCAGAAGGUGCAGCCCAUGCACCACAGCAGCGUCGCAGGAGUGGAGGACAUGGCCACGCUGGAGGACCUUCACGACGGCGCCAUCAUGCACAACCUGUUCCUGCGCUACAAGCAGAGACACAUCUAUACGUACAUCGGCUCCAUCCUGGCGGCAGUGAAUCCAUACCAGACGCUCCCUGGUCUUUACGACAGUUCCACGGUGGAACUUUACAGUCGACGCCACCUCGGUGAAAUCUCGCCGCACAUCUACGCCGUCGCCAACGAGUGCUACCGCUCGCUGUGGAAGAGGCUUCAUAACCAGUGUGUGCUCAUCAGUGGAGAAAGCGGAGCGGGAAAAACCGAGAGCACCAAACUCAUCCUGAAGUUCCUGUCGUCCAUGAGUCAGCACUCGCUGGAGACGUCUUCCAGAGACGGGACGUCACAUGUGGAGGAGGCACUGCUGGAAAGCAGUCCCAUCAUGGAGGCUUUCGGAAACGCUAAGACCGUCUACAACAACAACUCCAGCCGCUUCGGGAAGUUCGUCCAGCUGCACUUCAGCCAGAAGGGAAACAUCCAGGGAGGCCGGAUCGUCGACUAUCUUCUAGAAAAGAACCGUGUGGUCCGACAGAACCCAGGAGAGAGAAACUACCACAUCUUCUACGCUCUGUUAGCAGGAGCCACCGACCAGCAGAGAGAAACUCUUCGGUUAACAAACACCGACAGCUAUCAUUACCUGAGGCGGUCGAGCUGCGUCAGCGACAACACCGUCAACGACAAAGACAAUUUCCACGAUGUCCUGAAUGCAAUGAGAACGAUGCAGUUCACUGAGGAGAACAUCGGGGAGAUCCUGCGUCUGCUGGCGGUGGUUCUUCACGCGGGGAACAUCGAGUUCAUGACAGCAGGAGGAGCUCAAGUGUCCUCCAAGUCAGCUCUCAGCUGGACGGCAGACCUCCUGGGCCUGAACUCUGAGCAGCUGGCAGAGGUUUUGACUCACCGGUCCAUGAUCCUCAGGGGCGAGGAGAUCUGCACACCGCUCACUGUAGAACAGGCGGUCGACUCCAGAGACUCCAUGGCCAUGGCACUUUAUUCUCAGUGUUUCAACUGGAUCAUCUGCAAACUCAACAACCGCAUCAGGGGCAGAGAAGACUUCAAGUCCAUCAGCAUCCUGGACAUCUUUGGAUUCGAGAACUUCGAGGUCAAUCGCUUUGAGCAGUUCAACAUCAACUAUGCAAACGAGAAGCUUCAGGAAUAUUUUAACAAGCACAUUUUCUCCCUGGAGCAACUUGAGUACAACAAGGAAGGCCUGGUCUGGGUCGACAUUAACUGGAUGGAUAACGGCGAGUGUCUGGAUCUGAUCGAGAAGAAACUGGGUCUCCUGGCACUGAUGAAUGAGGAGAGUCACUUCCCUAAAGCCACAGACGGCACCUUACUAGAGAAACUCCACAGCCAGCACUCGAAAAACUCUUUCUAUGUCAAACCACGUGUUGCAGUGCAUUAUUUUGGGGUCAGACAUUACGCAGGAGAGGUGGUGUAUGACGUGAGGGGGACACUGGAGAAGAACAGAGACACUUUCAGAGACGACAUCCUCAACCUGCUGAGGGAGAGCAGGCUGGACUUUGUCUAUGAUCUGUUUGAACACGUGUUGAGCAGAAACAAACAGGACACACUGAAGACGAGCUCCAAACACAGACGACCCACAGUCAGCUCCCAAUUCAAGAACUCUCUUCACUCUCUGAUGGCCACCCUCAGCACUUCAAACCCUUACUUUAUACGAUGCAUCAAACCAAAUACACACAAGAUGCCGGAACAGUUUGACCAGUCCGUGGUUCUGAAGCAGCUCAGAUAUUCGGGAAUGUUGGAGACGGUCAAGAUCCGACGCACGGGCUUCCCGAUCCGGAGACCGUUCCAGGAAUUCUGCUCCAGGUACAAGGUUCUAAUGCGUGGUGCGUUGUCGCUGGACGACCCCAGGGGGCGCUGCGUCCAGCUGCUGCAGCACUAUGACAGCAGCAGUGCAGAGUGGCAGCUGGGCAAAAACAAGGUCUUCCUGCGUGAGUCUCUGGAGCACCGCCUGGAGAAGCAGAGGGAGGUGGAGGUGCUGAAGGCAGCCAUGACCAUCCAGGCCCACGUCAUGGGCUACAUGGCCAGGAAGCAGUACAGGAAGCUGCUGCAGUGCAUUGUGGUCAUUCAGAAGAACUACCGAGCUUUCUACUGGAGGAGGAAGUUUCUGCUCCUCCGCUGGGCAGCGCUCACCUUCCAGAAGUGCUUGCGAGGCCGGUUGGCUCGCCGCACCUACAGCCAGCUGCUGGAUGACAGACGGAGGCGGGAAGAGGAGGAGCAGUGCCGCAGGAAGGUGGAGGAGGAGAUGGAGAGGGAGCAACAGAGGCUGGAGGCUGAGACACUUGAAAGACAGCUUGAGGAGGCCAGAAGACUGGAGGAGCAGCAUCGUGCAGAGGAGUUAGCCUCUCUGGUUCUGGCUCAGUCUGAGCCUGCAGAGGAGGGGGCAGCAUCACCAGAUGCCCUCGAGGAGCUCGAGACAGCAGAGGUGUUUGAGGAGGCAAUUCGUCCUCAUGAAGCAUCCCAGGUGGAGGAGAUCCUACGACUGGAGCGGGAGAUCCAGGCACUGCAGAGGCAGAAGGAGCGCCAGGAGCUCUCCCUGACCGAGGCCUCCCUUAAUCGCCUGCAGCUUCUGCGUGACCAGGAGCUCCAGCGGCUGGAGGACGAAGCCUGUAAGGCCGCGCAGCAGUUCCUAGACUCGCUGAACUUCGAUGAGAUUGAUGAGUGCGUGAGGAACAUUGAAAGCUCCUUGGGAGUCAGCGAAGCCGAUGAAAAGGCAAAGGACAACAGAAGAAGGAGAGGCAGUGAUGAAGAGGAGGUGGACGAAGGCUUUGGGGCUGACGAUGAGGCCUUUAAAGACUCUCCAAAUCCGAGUGAGCACGGACACUCAGACGGCCAGCGGACCAGUGGGAUCCGAACAAGCGAUGACUCGUCUGAAGAAGACCCGUAUGCCAACGACGGUGUGAUCCCACCAAUGCCGCCGACAGCCCUGCUUCAGCAGCCGUUGCCUUUACCACCUGUACCAGCAGUCUGCCACAGCACCUCCUCCAGCGGGGACUCGGCCUACUGCCAUCCUCAGGCUUCAUCUGAGGCUCAGUCCGAUGACCUGGUGGAGCUCAUACCUCCAGACGAGGAUUCGGACUACGACCAGGAUGAUUAUGACGAAGGCGCCAUUGUUUCCAGUGGCAGCAUGGCAUUCUCCAACCCCCGUAGCGGACAGUGGUCACCUGAUUAUCGUGGUUCUGUUGGCACCUACAACAGCUCGGGGGUUUACCGCUUCAGCUCAGAGGGAGCUCAGUCAUCGUUCGAAGACAGUGAAGACGACUUUGACAGGUUCGACACCGAAGACGAGCUGUCGUAUCGGCGGGAUUCUGUCUACAGUUGCGUCACACUCCCAUACUUCCACAGCUUCCUCUACAUCAAAGGUGGCCUGAUGAACACGUGGAAGCGGCGCUGGUGCGUUCUCAAGGACGAGACAUUCCUGUGGUUCCGGGCCAAGCAGGAGGCUCUGAAGCAGGGAUGGCUGCACAAGAAGGGAGGCGGCUCGUCGACGCUGUCCCGCAGGAACUGGAAGCGCCGCUGGUUCGUGCUGCGGCAGAGCAAACUCAUGUACUUCGAGAACGACAGCGAGGACAAGAUGAAGGGCGUGUUGGACAUGCACGAUGCCAAAGAUAUCAUUGAUAACACUGGUAAAGAGAAUGGAAUCAACAUCGUGAUGGCAGAGAGGACCUACCACCUGAUCGCAGAGUCCGCUGAGGAUGCCAGCCAGUGGUUCAGCGUGCUGAGUCAGGUCCACAGCUCCACAGAGCAGGAGAUCAGGGAGAUGCACGAUGAGCAGGCCAACCCUCAGAACGCUGUGGGAACACUGGACGUGGGGAUGAUAGAUUCGGUUUGUGCGUCGGAUAAUCCUGAGAGGCCAAACUCCUUUGUGAUGAUCACUGCGAACCGCGUGCUGCACUGCAACGCCGACACGCCCGAGGAGAUGCACCACUGGAUCACUCUGCUGCAGCGCUCUAAGGGAGACACCCGCGUCGAUGGGCAGGAGUUCAUCAUCCGAGGCUGGUUGCACAAGGAGAUGAAGAACAGCACCAAAGCCUCGCUGAAACUGAAGAAGCGCUGGUUCCUCCUCACCCACAAUUCCCUGGACUACUACAAGAGCUCUGAGCGUAAUGCCCUGAAGCUGGGAACGCUGGUGCUGAACAGCCUCUGCUCGGUGGUCCAGCCGGACGAGAAGGUCUACAAAGAGACUGGCUACUGGAGCGUGAUCGUGUACGGCCGUAAGCACUCGUACCGUCUCUACUGCAAGCUGCUGAGCGAGGCCACGCGCUGGGCCAGUGCCAUCCAGAAUGUCAUCGAUACCAAAGCUCCCAUAGACACGCCCACCCAGCAGCUCAUCCAGGACAUCAAGGAGAACUGUCUGAACCUGGAGGUGGUGGAGCAGAUCUACAAGAGGAACCCCAUCCUCCGCUUCAGUCACCACCCGCUGCACUCACCACUGCUGCCGCUGCCUUAUGGAGACCUCCACUUCACCACUCCACGACAGAGAAGCUACACGACACUCCAGGACGAAGCCCUGAAGGUGUUCAGCUCUCUACAGCACUUGGAGGGCGUGGCCGACCCGGUGCCCAUCAUCCAGGGACUACUGUUGACCGGCCAAGAGCUUAAGCAGCUGCGAGACGAGCUUUACUGUCAACUCAUCAAGCAGAUGACGCGGCCGCCUCAGCCAGGAAGCCCGGGGAACUUGUGCAGCUGGAAGAUCCUGGCCUGCAUGUCCUGCACCUUCAUCCCCACCAGGAGCAUCCUCAGAUACCUUAAGUUCCACCUGAAGAGGACUCAUGAGCUCUUCCCCGGCUCAGAGAUGGAUCGCUACGCUGCUUUCGCUCUGGACUCGUUGAGGAAGACUCGAACCCGGGAGUACGUCCCGUCGCAAGAGGAGAUCCGGGCCAUCGUGGCGCGGCAGGACAUGAGUACCACUGUUCACUGCCACGGAGGAGGCUCCUGCAAGAUCACCAUCAACUCACACACCACAGCCGGAGAGGUGGUAGAGAAGCUGAUCCGAGGCCUGGCCAUGGAGGACAGCAGGAACAUGUUUGCUCUGUUUGAACACAACGACACCACGGAGAAAGCUAUCGAGAGCCGCACAGUGGUGGCCGACAUCCUCGCCAAAUUUGAGAAGCUUUCAGCGAGUCAAGAAGAACACAACACCGGCUGGAAGUUUUACUUCAAGCUCUACUGCUUCUUGGACACAGACAAUGUUCCCAGAGACAGCGUCGAGUUUGCCUUCAUGUUUGAACAGGCCCAUGAAGCCGUCAUCCGAGGUCAGUAUCCGGCCCCAGAGGAGACUCUUCAGUUCUUGGCUGCACUGAGACUUCAGUACCUCCUGGGCGAUCACAGCUCCCAAGCCAACGUUCCAGAAAUGUCCCAGGUGUUCCCCAUGGCGCGAUUACGUGCCCGUGUACAGAACUCCGCAAAGACAUUUGCCCCAGGCACCGGCUCGGUGGCAGACCGCUCGGGAACAUCGGAGAGGAAGCGCUCGAGCUUCUUGGAGGGAACGCUGAGGCGGAGCUUCAGGAGCGGCUCGUUGAGUCGGCAGAAGCUGGAGGAGGAGAGCAGCCUGGAGGCCUGGGUGCGUGAGGAGGAGGUGGCGGUGAGAACCAGCGUAAUGGACAAGUGGAAGAAGCUGCAGGGGAUGAACCAGGAGCAGGCCAUGGUCAAAUACAUGACGCUGGUGAAGGAGUGGCAGGGAUACGGAUCCACACUGUUCAAUGUGGAGUGUCGGGACGGUUCGUUCCCCUUCGAGCUGUGGUUGGGCGUGAGCCGUGAAGCCAUAUCAGUGUACAAACGAGGCGAGCUCUGGCCUCUGGAGGUUUUCCCGUACGAACACAUUCUGUCUUUUGGUGCUCCACUGCCCAACGCCUACAAGAUCACAGUGGAAGGCCGAGAGCUGCUCUUCGAAACCCACAUGGUCAUGGACAUCGCCAAGCUGAUGAAGGCCUACAUCAGCAUGAUCGUCAAGAAGCGCUACAGCAACUCUCAGUCCGUCAGCAGCCACGGCAGUCAGUGUAGCGCCUGGUGAAGUCCCGCCCCUUUGACCUUCUGACCUUAUGGACAUGUGUCGGCGGAGCGUGGCUGUCGCAUGCCGCGCAUGGACUCUGUGUUUGCUUCAGAAAAAAACGCUCUUUAAUGCUAACGAGCUAACGCUUCAUAUUCCAAAACAUGACACGACCGCACAGCGACACAUCCCACAGAGGUCUGCAGAGGUCUGUUAGUUUCUUUACGUCUACCCUCCAGUCCAGUAGGUGGUGCAAUCUUGUUUUUGGUGUAAUUUUCUGCGUCAGGGCUUCCCUUGACGAGGGUUUUUCAGCUGAAUACAAAAAAAACAGACUUUUCCGUCAUUUCUUGGACCAAAGAACUUCGUCUGAAUGUAAAAAACAUGACCUGUGUCCUGUUUUGGAAUAAGAUGGCGUCUUCCCGAGGGCUCUUGAUUCAGGAUGGUGUGUGUGUGUGUGUGUGUGUCUGUCUACAGGCUGUCCCAAUGUGAAGAGAAAACAAACUCUGGGACUCGAGUAUCUGGUUUUUAUUUUUCCUUCUUUCUUUCUUUCUUUCUUUCCUUCUUUCUUUUCUUUUUUCUUUCUUUCCUUUUUUCUUUCUUUCCUUCUUUCUUUCCAUUCACUGUAAAAAAUGCGCAGCUGUUCUCGUCUCAUCUCUGUGACGGAUUGUUCACAUGGUUUUACUUUCAAACGUCCAAACAAGUGCCUGUUUUUUAAUCAUCAUUUCAAUGGAACCAGAAUCUGAAAAGGUCCGAUGUGAACUCUGAAGUCCUGUUCGUUACCGGAGAUGAAGUCGAUUUAACCAAAUUUAAAGUGACGAUUGUGUCACACCGAGGUCAGACUGCACUUUAUAGGCUUUGUGAUUCCAAUCAAGACACUUCAUAAAAAAAUAAAUAUAUAUAUGUAUGUAGAUAUAUGUAUGUAUGUGUAUAUAUAUAUAUAUAUAUAU